Molecule: messenger RNA, 2739 nt
Organism: Micropterus salmoides (largemouth bass)
Lineage: Eukaryota; Metazoa; Chordata; Actinopteri; Centrarchiformes; Centrarchidae
Product: membrane frizzled-related protein
Exons: 13
Coding region: 451-2268 (605 amino acids)
Molecular function (GO): protein binding
Source: RefSeq, a predicted model, not a curated record
GCUUUGUUCAGCACUGCGAAGGAAUUUCUAGAAGUAUUUUGUCACCACUCUCACACCAUCAAAAAACAAGAGAAAUACAUGUCGAUACUGCUAAAACAGACAAAAGGCCGAAGAAUAGCAGCAAACAUGGAUGUUUUGAUAGGUGGGGUUUGAACUGUGAAUUAUAAUUUGUGUUGGGGUUUUUUCCGUUUUUAUCUGGAAUACGUUGAUGGAUGUCCAACCAAGGGCUCUGCUGUGCUGGAGGAGUGAAGGCACUUUUACUAUUACACUUCAGUGGAAGUUUACUGUUGGCGGACCAAAAAGUGAACAAUGUUAAGAAAACCCAGGGAAACAUCUUUAACUUUCCUUCAUAUAGAAACAGCUCUCUUCACAAUGUCACCACAGAUGUGUUUAUCACAACAUCAGACUCUUUAAGAAGAGGAGCCCUGACAGAGUGACAGCAUACUAAAGAUGUCUGACCUCAGCCAAGUUGCAGUUUACUCAGACUCUUCAGAUAUUUAUAAGAAUGUGUUCUGCAACCCUGCCUUUGAGCUGGAGGGGGAGCAAGAGGAGAGGGUGGAGGGAUUCAGGACAUCCUCGUCCACCCCUGAACCUAUCAAACCGCCUGCUAGUGUGUGUGUGUGUGUGAUGUGUCUUUCAGGCCCAGGCUGGGGUCUGUUUGGGGUGUGUGUUAUGCGUCUGCGGGGCCCGGGUUGUGGUUGGGGGGUGGUGGUGGUCUUUGCUGCUGCCCUGCUCCUGUUGGCAGCCCUUGGACUGGCGCUGGCCCUUAUUCUCACACAGAUAAAAGGCCAGGCAGUGGAGGAUCAGCUGGUCUCCACCAGCCCUGCAGACCUGCCGAGUACAGGAGAUGGAGCGUCCCAUACUUUACCCACAACCUCUGCCAACAGAAGUCAAGUGGACAGCACCGCCACACUCCAGACCACCAGGAUCUCUCCAUCUGAAACACGUUGUGGAGGGGUUCUGAAUGACUCAGAGGGCAGUUUCAGUUCUCCAAACCACCCCGGCUCCUACCCCCCCAACUUGCUGUGUGUGUGGGUGAUCCAAAUCCCAACCCCCUCCGUGGUCCAGAUCCACAUUUCCUCUCUGACUGUAGAGGGACCGUCUCCUUGUCUGUUUGACUGGCUUGAGGUCCAGGAGCAGAUCGAACAGCGCUCUGUGGUCACCAGGUUCUGUGGUAACGUAGCACCACCAACAGUCAACACAAACAGCAGCACAGUGUGGGUCACCUUCCGCUCUGAUGGCAGCAUCGCAGGCAGCGGCUUCACUGCACAGUACAGGGCCAUUCUGCCUGCACACAAGAGCUGCUCCAGGGAAGAGUUCAUGUGUGACAGCGGUCGCUGUCUGCUGCCUGUGUCUGUGUGUGACGGUCAUCCGAACUGCCAUGACCGAACAGAUGAAGCAAACUGCAGCCAUAAACACAAAGAAUGUGGAGGGCAGAAGACCGGGCCGUAUGGUUACCUGUCAAGUCCAAACCACCCCAGGCCUUAUCCCCACCAGCAGUUGUGCAUUUGGUAUAUAUCUGUUAAGGAGGGUCACAUAAUCACACUGCACUUCAGGAACUUCAGCCUGGAAACUCAGGAUGUGUGUGAGUUUGAUUACGUGGAGGUGCACGACAACGUCGAUACUGGAAAUGGGAGAGUGCUGGGAAGGUUUUGUGGUACCACCCUCCCUCCGGACCUAACCUCCUCCGGCCCCCACAUGACUGUGGUGUUUGUAGCUGACGAGGGAGUGGCCGACAGCGGCUUCAACGCAACAUACCAGGCUGUGUCUGUACUAAACAGGACAUGUGGUCCCAGACAGUUUGCCUGCUCGACAGGGGUGUGUCUUCAGCAGCAGUGGUUGUGUGAUGGAUGGAACGACUGCCCUGAUGGAGCAGAUGAACAGGGCUGUGGCAACUCCACCUACCCUCCCUUCACUUCAUCCUGUGAGUUCAUAGAGGUGGAGAUGUGUCAAGGGCUCAGCUACAACCUCACCUCAUUCCCAAACAUCUGGCUGUCCAUCGCUGAUCAGAGAGAAGCUGCCACACUCCUGCGGCAGUACCGGGUGCUGAUGGAGCUGGCAUGCUUCGAGCCGUUGCGGAGGCUGGUGUGUGGCAUGUUUUUGCCCCAGUGCAGUCCUCAGGGUGGCGUCCUCCAGCCCUGCCGCUCAGUCUGCUCCUCUGCUGAACAGCAAUGCAGCCAAGCCCUGGAUCUCUUCUCCUUCAGCUGGCCCUUCAACUGCCACCUCCUGCCGGACUCCCAGGACCCCAUGGAGUGCUCGCUGCCUUGAUGCUUGAUCAAGAGUUUGAAGUUUCUGUUGCGUUGAUGAUCACCUCAGCCCCAGCAUACUUUUUCAGAAGACAUUUCAGACCAGAUUUGCAGUGGUAUUUGAGGACCGAAAAAAAGAGACUGAAUUUUACAGAGCUGGAGACUAAUUUUCUGGACUUGGACCAGCAGAUUCACACAUUAAAGAAAAGUGUUGUAGAAAGUGGUUUGACCCUCACCCUGUAAAGCUUGUGGUGCGCAGAAAAUUGUGAUACAGUAGCUGGUUUUAAAGUAAAGCUUAUAUAGUAAGCUUAGAUGAAGACGUUUGUGUAAUUCAGAUACUAAGUUAGUGAAAUGAGUGUCCCUCUCCAGUAGAAAUCGUCACAAUCACUGUUGUAAACUGUCUUUUUGCACUAUUUAUUGCUUUUAUGUCAAUCAUGUAAAACAGACACCACCUAUGAAGAAAGACUGAAUAUAGAGAAAACCUUUAAAACAA